Cheilinus undulatus (humphead wrasse) is the source of this 582-nucleotide messenger RNA. RefSeq names its product interferon a3-like. The transcript has 5 exons. Gene Ontology annotation, cellular component: extracellular region. NCBI's taxonomy places the organism in Eukaryota, Metazoa, Chordata, Actinopteri, Labriformes, Labridae. Gene Ontology annotation, biological process: defense response. The coding region runs from base 1 to 582 and encodes 193 amino acids. The record is from RefSeq and is a predicted model, not a curated record. Gene Ontology annotation, molecular function: cytokine receptor binding.
AUGCGGAGCUGGACCAGUGUCUUCUUCGUUUUCUGCACCGUCCUGACAACUACGCUCAGCUGUGAUUGGCUUAGCAAGCGCUUUGGUCACCUCAGUGGCCUAUCUUUGGAUCUCAUCCAGGACAUGGGUGGUCCACUGACUAAAAAGCCAAGUCCAGUUCCUUUCCCAUACAGACUCUACAGCCGAAUGCGUAAGGCUCAGGUGGAUUCCCAGUUGGUUUUCAUCAGAGACAGUCUAGACCUGAUUUCUCGUCUCUAUCAGAAUGACAAGCUCACCUCAGUUACCUGGAAUAAGAAAAAACUGGAAGAGUUCCAGGGGAUCAUCAACAGACAGGCAGAGGAACUGAACAAAUGUGUGAGUGCCGACUGGCAGGCAGAAGGACAGGAAACAGACAAAUUACAGGAGACAACUGAGAAUUUACUACAGAAGACUGAGAGUAGCAGUGCUGCAUCCUGGGAGCUGAUCAGGAAGGAGACCAAAGAUCACCUGGCUCAACUUGAUGUGAUGGUGAACUUCAUUAAAGCUUCAGGGGCUGCCAGCAGGAGGCGCCACACAGCGACUGAACAGCACUCAUCAAAUUAG